GUCACUCUGUAGUGUGGCUGUAACGCUGGGCCUCAGGUGAAGUGUCUUCAGCAGCGCGCCACCGCCGUCUGCUGAUCACAGAGAGAGGGAGGCGGCAGCUAGGAUCACGGACAGUACGCGGCGCUGACUGAGGCCUAGUACUGACGGAGCCAUGGGCAGGGAGUCACGGCAUUACCGUAAACGGUCAUCAUCGCGUGGCCGAUCCGGCAGCAAGUCAAAAAGUCGCUCGCCAGCUGACAAGAGAGUUAAGCGGGUAGAAGAGCGCCGAUCCAGGAGCCACGAGCGAGAACGCAGAAGGGAGAGAUCGCGCAGCAGGGAUCGUAGAAGAUCGCGGUCCAGAGAGCGAAAGCGCCCACUCCGCCGACCAAGCCGAGAGAGGGAGCGUAGCAGGGAGCGGAGACGAUCCCGCAGUCGUGAGCGACGACGAUCAAGAAGCAAAAGCCGCACGAGACGUUCCCGCUCCGGCAGCCCUAGCAAAGCUAAAAAGGGAGAAAUAAGAUCAAAAUCUAAGGAGAAAACUGAUGUUUCAGAGGCUGCUAAGGAAAAGAAAAAGGAUGACAAGGAAGAAGACAAAGAGAAGGAUGUCAGUAAUUUUGACCAGAACAAACUUGAGGAAGAAAUGCGCAAACGCAAAGAAAGGGUUGAAAAAUGGCGGGAAGAACAGCGUAAACGGGUUGUGGAAAGCAUCGGAGAGCUGAAGAAGGAAAUUGAAGAAAUGAGACAAGGGAAAAAGUGGAGUUUAGAAGACGAUGAUGAUGAUGAAGAGGAGGCACCUCCAGAAGAGAUGGAAACGCAGGCGGUGGAGGAGGAGGAGAGCGAGGAGCUGGAUUCCCUAGACGCCUACAUGGAAGAAGUCAAGGAAGAAGUCAAGAAGUUUAACAUGGGCAGCGUCAAAGGCGGAAGUGAAAAGAAAUCUGGACCAUCCUUUACAAAGGUACUAACCGUGAUGACCACCAAAAAGAUGGCUGGAGAGACCACAAAGAAAAAAGGAGAGCUUAUGGAAAAUGAUCAAGAUGCCAUGGAGUAUUCUUCAGAAGAGGAGGAGGUGGAUCUUCAGACUGCCCUGACCGGCUUUCAGACUAAGCAGCGCAAACUGCUGGAGCCAGUGGAUCACGGCAAGAUUGAAUAUGAGCCAUACAGGAAAAACUUUUACGUGGAAGUUCCAGAGUUGGCCAAAAUGACUCCGGAAGAUGUCAGUUCGUACAGACUUGAAUUGGAGGGCAUUACAGUGAAGGGUAAAAAUUGCCCUAAGCCAAUCAAGACCUGGGUGCAGUGCGGCAUAUCCAUGAAGAUUUUGACUUCGCUCAAAAAGCAUUCAUAUGAAAAACCAACCCCAAUCCAGACACAAGCCAUUCCUGCAGUCAUGUCUGGCCGUGACCUGAUUGGCAUCGCCAAAACUGGAAGUGGAAAGACCAUCGCCUUUCUCCUGCCUAUGUUUCGCCACAUCAUGGACCAGAGAACCCUGGAAGAAGGAGAAGGCCCAAUAUCUGUCAUAAUGACCCCAACCAGAGAGCUGGCUUUGCAAAUAACAAAAGAGUGCAAGAAAUUCUCAAAAACGCUGGGACUGAGGGUGGUCUGCGUCUAUGGUGGAACUGGCAUCAGUGAGCAGAUUGCUGAACUAAAACGAGGUGCAGAGAUAAUAGUUUGCACUCCGGGUCGCAUGAUCGAUAUGUUAGCUGCAAACAAUGGUCGAGUAACAAACCUACGACGGGCUACAUACGUUGUACUGGAUGAGGCCGACAGGAUGUUUGACAUGGGUUUCGAGCCACAGGUCAUGAGAAUCAUAGACAACGUUCGGCCAGAUCGACAGACUGUUAUGUUCUCCGCCACGUUCCCAAGAGCCAUGGAAGCUUUAGCACGGAGAAUAUUGAAUAAACCCAUAGAGGUCCAAGUUGGAGGCAGAAGUGUUGUGUGCUCUGAUGUGGAACAACAUGUGAUUGUAAUAGAUGAAGACAAGAAGUUUCUUAAAUUGCUGGAGCUUUUGGGACAUUAUCAGGAGUCGGGUUCCGUCAUUGUAUUUGUCGACAAACAGGAGCAUGCAGAUGGAUUGCUGAAAGACUUAAUGAGAGCGUCGUACCCCUGCCUGUCACUUCAUGGAGGCAUUGAUCAAUAUGACAGGGACAGCAUCAUCAAUGACUUCAAAAAUGGCGUGUGCAAAUUGCUGGUGGCGACCUCCGUGGCAGCCCGUGGGUUGGAUGUAAAGCACUUAAUCUUGGUGAUUAAUUAUUCAUGCCCAAAUCAUUAUGAGGAUUAUGUGCACAGAGCGGGGCGAACGGGCCGGGCUGGUAACAAGGGAUAUGCUUUUACAUUCAUCACACAGGAUCAGGCUCGUUAUGCUGGAGACAUCAUUAAGGCGUUGGAGCUUUCGACCAAUGCCGUCCCUCCUGAGUUGGAGAAACUGUGGUCUGAGUUUAAGGACCAGCAAAAAGCUGAAGGAAAAAUCAUUAAGAAGACCAGUGGGUUCUCGGGUAAAGGAUUCAAGUUUGAUGAAACGGAGCAAGCGUUGGCAAAUGAGCGUAAAAAGCUGCAGAAAGCGGCUCUGGGUCUCCAGGAUUCAGACGACGAAGACACCGCCCUCGAUAUUGAUGAGCAGAUCGAGAGCAUGUUCAAUUCGAAGAAGAGAGUGAAGGACAUGGCUGGGCCUGGUGUACCCGGCGGAGCACCGGGGUCUGCUGGAGCAGCUGGUGGUACCGGAGCAGCGGCUUCUGCAGCUAAUGCUCCCCCACCGACGGCUGGAAAUGCAGAGAAGCUGGAGAUGGCUAAACGCUUGGCCAAGAAGCUCAGCGUGAACAAAAACCUGGGCGCAGAAGCACAGGAUGUGAUGCAGCAGGCCACCCAUGCUGUCCUCAGGGGAGGAACAAUAUUAGCCCCCACAGUAUCCGCAAAAACGAUCGCAGAGCAGCUGGCCGAAAAGAUUAAUGCUAAACUCAACUACGUCCCCGUUGAGAAACUAGAGGAGGAGAAGCAGGAUGCAGGAACGAACGAGUCCUUCAAGAGAUAUGAAGAGGAGUUGGAAAUCAAUGACUUCCCUCAGACGGCAAGGUGGAAGGUAACUUCGAAAGAAGCGCUCCAGAGGAUCAGUGAAUAUUCUGAGGCUGCUAUUACCAUUAGGGGAACCUAUUUCCCACCCGGCAAAGACCCCAAGGAAGGAGAGCGAAAGAUUUAUUUGGCCAUUGAAAGUGCCAGUGAAUUGGCUGUGCAGAAAGCAAAGGCGGAGAUUACCCGUCUUAUCAAGGAAGAGCUUAUCAGACUGCAAAACUCGUACCAACCGACCAACAAAGGACGAUACAAAGUGCUCUAGUUCUGGGCGCGUGGCUGGCACGGUCUGCUCUUGUGAUCUUUUUUCGUUCCCAUCUUAUGUUGUAAAUGAAGCACUUUUUUUAUUUUUAAACUUUGCCUCCAUUUUAAAUUAAAUCCCGUAAAAAAUAAGGGAGGAAAUUAAACUUUUUUCCUUUUUUUUUUUUUUUUUUUAAAGAUAUUAUGUAAGACCGUAGGAACGUUUGUAUAGAUUCCAACAUCCUAAAAUAAAAUUGUUUUUAAAUUUCA
Molecule: messenger RNA, 3546 nt
Organism: Pseudophryne corroboree (corroboree frog)
Lineage: Eukaryota; Metazoa; Chordata; Amphibia; Anura; Myobatrachidae
Gene: DDX46
Product: DEAD-box helicase 46
Exons: 23
Coding region: 152-3301 (1049 amino acids)
Molecular function (GO): ATP binding; nucleic acid binding; RNA helicase activity
Source: RefSeq, a predicted model, not a curated record